GUUUCACCGCCAGCAAAGUAAUUAUCCCUUCGCUCAGCCAACUUCCCUCGUCGGAGGAGAAGAAAGAAACGAUGGGAGAUUCAAGCCAACUGGAGAAGAUGGGCAGAGAGCUCAAGUGCCCCAUCUGCUUGGGAUUGCUGAAUUCGGCGGUUUCGUUAUCCUGCAAUCACGUGUUCUGCAACUCCUGUAUUUCGCAAUCGAUGAAGUCCCAUUCCAAUUGCCCGGCCUGCAAACUGCCGUAUCGGCGGAGAGAGAUCCGUCCUGCUGCUCAUAUGGAUAACUUAGUGAGCAUAUACAGAAGCAUGGAAGCUGCUUCAGGGUUCAACAUAUUUGUGACUCAGACGGCUCCAACAGCCAAAUCUCCAGAUAAAGUAAAGAAAUUUGGAGGCAACACAAUUAGUGGCGAGGAAGAUACUCAUGGUGUUCGUGAGGAAAAAGUUGGGGACCGAAACCCUAGAAAUGGUAAAGGGUCAGAGAAAAGUACCAGAAAGAAGCAGGAGGUUUCUGCUCCUCCAACUGCAAAGCCUUCUUUCCCUACCAAGAAGAGAGUUCAAGUGCCGCAGUAUCCUCUUUCUGAAACCCCAAUCAGGGGUGAGAAAUUCCACACUGGAUCGGGUGUAAAUGUUGAUCAUAUUGGUAAGAGCAAUCCAAUGGUCUCAAAUGAGAAAGCUGCUACCAUUGAAAAUGGCCAGCUGGUGCUUUCACCGCUCUUCUGGUUGAGGGAUGAAAGCCCUGAGAGGUCGAUUACACCUGUUGACGAUGAUGAGUUUCUUAGUUUAACGUCUCUAAGUACUCCGCGGUUUAGUGACAUAAAGGACUCAAGUGACAGUGAAUCUGGGAGUUUGUUGCCAACUGGAGAAGUUGCUGGAAGUUCAGAUUUUGCUGAUGAUUCUGAAAGUGAGCUGUUUAGAUGCACACAAAAACCUAGCCCAGCUGAUAUUUUCUCGACUCCCCUGGAGAUGCAGGGUGAGCAAAUUGGCAAAGUUGAUCCAUCUCACAAGGGAUCAAAUAAGGAUUUGAAGACUGCAUCCUGUCCAGGAGAAGACAAUAUAUUUAUCCCAUCAGUUAAUAGAAAACCAACUAAGAGGCUAGGGGGUGCUUCUGGGGGAAUUUUGAGAAGAUGUACUGAAAUGAAUGGUGGUACGAGUUUGAAUAAGCUUGGUGCUCCAGCUGUGGAAUCUGGCAAGCUUGGUCGAAGAAAAGCAUUUGUUAGAAAGAAUGUUUCCUUAAAUUUGGAAAGGCCUGAGAAGACUAAUCUCGGUACUUCUGCAGAUGAGUCAGAACUUGGAAAUAAUCCAGUUGUUGCAGAAGAAGCUGUCAGCCUAGCUGACGACCAUCUGUUGGAUGGAUGGGGUACUUCAAUUAGUCAAACCCAAGUUAGUGAUAGACAUCAUCAAACCAAGAAAACUAGAAAAGUACGUAGAGAAAGGAUUUGCCAAUCAGAUCGCUCCACAAGGUUGAAAAAGCAGAAGCUUGAGUCUGAAGAAAUUAUUAUGGCAGUUGAAGUUUGUGAAAAUAGCAACAAACUGGAUCAAGAGAAACCACGCUGUGCAUCCUUUUCAACAGUGCAUGGAAUUGGCAAGACGAGUGUUGCAGAUGUGAACCAGAAAUCGGUUAAGCAUGGUAAAAUGUUAGUUAAUCAGGAGCAUCAUACCCAGAUAUCUGAAAGGAAAACACAAUGCCUUGAAGUGGUUCAAGAUAAUCGCAGAGGCAGAAAGAGGAAAAUAAAUGAGACAGAACUCAGAGAUGGUGCUAUUUUUGGUUCUGAAGGAACUGUGAAGCUAGCUGGUGAGGCAAUGGUUGAUAAAUUGCCCUCUUCAUUAACUGAAAGCAAAUGGUCCUAUGAUCAGGUGAAGAGAACUGUAAAAAUGUCGUGGAAGGAUACCUGCAAAACUGAUUGCUCUUUGAAGUUUAAGAAACUUGAGAAGGAUUGUGACAAAGUCAAGCAGGCCACUAAUGAAUGCACAGAGAAAAGGGGAUUUCAUGAAGAUAAAAAGCCUCAAGAACUCUCUUCCAAAGUUCUUGCAUUUCAUGAGAAAAGUGUUUCUGAUGUGAACAAGAAAACGAUUAAACAUUGUGAACCACAAAGCAACAAAUUGGUUCAAGACAACUGCAGGGGCAGUGUUGUUAAACAGGAAAUCUUACAAUGUGCCUUCUGCCAUUCUCCAAAAAUCUCAGAGGCUUCAGGCGAGAUAGUACACUAUCUCAAUGGUAGGCCUGUAGCUGCAGAUCAAGUUGGUCAGUCCAAGGUCAUACAUUGCCAUAAAAGCUGUGCAGAAUGGGCACCUAAUGUCUACUUUGAGGACGAUGUAGCUGUUAAUCUUGAAGCUGAAUUAGCUAGAAGUAGAAGAAUAAAAUGCAGAUGCUGUGGGCUCAAGGGUGCUGCUCUUGGAUGUUAUGAUAAAAGUUGUCGCAAGAGUUUCCAUGUCCCGUGUGCCAAGAUGACCCCUGAAUGUCGUUGGGAUACUGAGAACUUUGUCAUGCUGUGUCCUAUUCAUUAUUCUGUUAAGUUACCCAAUGAAGAGCAAGGUUCUCAGUUGAGAAAUGCAGAAAGACCAAAAUCAACUAAGUGUAAACAAGUGUUUGACGGGGGUUUCAGUAGAUCUCGCAGUUCUGAUUCUUACUUCAUAACUGACAAGUUGGUUCUUUGCUGCUCAGCUCUCUCAGAUGCAGGAAGGGAAACUGUAGCAGAGUUUGAGAGAGUAUCUGGAGCCAAAAUCCUGAAGAAGUUCGAUUCUAGUGUUACCCAUGUUAUUGCUUCAAAGGAUACAAACGGAGCAUGCAAAAGGACUGUGAAAACCUUAAUGGGUAUUUUGUUUGGGAAGUGGAUCCUCAGCAUUGACUGGAUUAGGGCCUGUAUGACUGCCACGAAAAUUGUUCAGGAGGAGUCGUAUGAAAUUAACGUCGACAUUCAUGGCAUUACAAAUGGUCCUCGACUUGGAAGGCUCAGAGUUCUUAACAAGGUCUAGUUUCUUGCUAAUCAGUUUACAGUUAUCGCAAGCUUAUACUUAACUUCGUAUGCUCAUCACCCUGAUCCUCUUUUAUGUUUGCAACAUUUUACGUGCAGCAACCAAAGAUUCUUGAUGGGUUCAAGUUCUACUUCAUGGGAGACUUCGUAGACUCUUACAAGGGAUAUCUACAAGAGCUAAUCACUGUCGCUGGAGGCAACAUUUUACACAGAAAGCCAGUUCUUGAAGUCUCAGAAACCUCUUCUCCUUCUUCAACCUUGGUCAUCUACAACUUGCAGCUCCCUGAAAAAGGUGACACGAGGAAGAAAGAUUCCAUUCUCACCCAGAGGCGAACCAGUGCAAAGGUGUUGGCUGGCUGUACAGGAGCCAUAGCAGUGAGCAACUUAUGGGUUCUGGACUCCAUUGCUGCCAGCCAACUUCAACCUUUUCUCUGAAUGAGAAGUUACAUAAUGGGUCUUAGUUAUUCUGGGGUCUCUUUUAAAGAGGACUUAAUCUGUACAAAAAUGAAAGAACUGUCCAUUCUGCUGUUUUGAGUCUGUGCAAAGCUUAUUGCUUUUAUGUUACAGAGAGCCUGGAUGAAUACAACUAAACUGUCUGAAGCUAGGCCAAUUACAGAAGUAAAGCAGGAAGGAUUACAUUACAUUGAUGGGCGAUCAUGCUCGCCUCUCCUCUUCCCACCGUCUGCCGCCGCCGCCAUCGCCGUGACUCUCUUCUUCUCCUCUUUGGAAAUCUUCACCUUGAACUGCUCAAACAUCUUUUCCAGGGCACCAAUCUCCCCUUCAAUAUCCACCGGUUCGUCCUCCCUGUUAUCCAGCCUCUGUUUCAACAUCCGAAUCCUGGCCAGACCCGCCGCCGUUUCCUCCUCCACGGCCUCCCGCAGCGCCGAGCAUUCCUCCUUAGCUCCCUUGUACUUCCUCUUCAUGGUCCUGUAACUGUCGAGCGACUUGAGCAGCUGGUCGGAGAGCUGCUUGUUCCGUUCCUGGAGCGCGGCGUUGUUCACCCCCUGGCAGUCCCCUGUCGCUCCGGCGGCGGAGGCCUGGAGCUUGGACGUCAGGGUUUCGUUCUGAGUUUUGAGGAGGUUGACCAGCUCCUCCAUUUCGCUGAGCUCGCUGACUCUUCUGGCCAGUUGGGAACCCAUGAUCUCCUUCUCUUUCCCCAAGCUCGAGCACAGCAUCUCCAGGCUCUUCCUCGCCGCAAUGCACGAGCUCAGCUGCCUCCUGAGCUUCUCCUUGUCGUCGGGGAUGGCGGCGGCCUCGGGCCCCUUCUUCUCGGCGGCCGCGGCGCGAUUGGGGCGGAGAUCGGUGUUGCAGCGGCGGAGCUGGGCCAUCCUCUUUUUGGAAUUGGAAUGGGAUCUCUCGAGGCGGGAUUUAAUGUCGUCGAGGAUGGUGAUCAUCCCGGCGACCCUCUGGGUUUUCCGGUCAUCGUAGUCUCUGGCGCUCGCCUCAUUGUGAUCACGUAUAACCUUCAGCAGCAGCUUCACGUUGGCGGCGAUCCCUUCUAAGCUAUAAUCCUGCAAUGGUGGUUGCUGGGGUUUGCUGCCGGUGGAAGGAGGGUUCUGGGUAAUAGUUGCAGCAGCAGCAUUCACCAAUUCCGGCGACGAAAAUGCCCGCAGCCGACUCUCCAUUGAGAUUGGUUUCAGGAUGGGGAAAAUGAGGAAAUCCGAAUCAAGGAUGGAUUAAUGUGAUGGGUAACAUUAACAUUGCUCGUCCUGGAAAGAAGAGAGACUGCAUCAUCGGCACUCUCUCUAAUUCGUCCUUAGGUUUCUGGUUUGUUGUUUUCUGUCUUCCCUUCCCUCCCUAAUUUUCUUGUGUUUCCUGUUUGUAGCUGUAGCCUGUAGCAUGUAGGCUUGUUUUGCG
Molecule: messenger RNA, 4825 nt
Organism: Linum tenue
Lineage: Eukaryota; Viridiplantae; Streptophyta; Magnoliopsida; Malpighiales; Linaceae
Source: the annotation of a GenBank genome assembly